This is a messenger RNA of Ruditapes philippinarum (Manila clam), 467 nucleotides long. RefSeq names its product tetraspanin-14-like. The annotation marks the transcript as partial. The transcript is spliced from 4 exons. Lineage: Eukaryota; Metazoa; Mollusca; Bivalvia; Venerida; Veneridae. Gene Ontology annotation, biological process: protein localization to plasma membrane; protein maturation. The record is from RefSeq and is a predicted model, not a curated record. Gene Ontology annotation, cellular component: membrane.
CAUUACCAUGACGUUAUUUCCGGCAAAGUUUACUUCCGUGUUUUUAUUAAUUUUUCAUUUUUAUGUUAUUUUUUAAUGUUUAAGAUCAUUGUCGUGAGAAUUAAGUGGUAAAUUGAUAAUAUAUAUUAGAUCUAUAUUUAUUCAGGAAAAUGGCUUGUUGCCCGCGAGGCGAUACAUUUGUGAGCCCUACUUUGAAAUAUGCGCUUUUUUUCUUUAAUUUUGUUCUUUGGCUAUGUGGAGGUAUAAUGAUUGGGAUAGGUGUGUGGGCUUACAUUGAGAAGAACAAGUACUACUACCAGUCAAUUGAGACAAUUUACGAUGUUUUGUUGGACUUGUCUAUCUUGCUCAUCAUAGUUGGUGCAGUGAUAUUUGUUGUGGGUUAUGCAGGAUGUGUUGGUGCUUUGAGAGAAAAUCUUCUCCUGCUCAGGAUUUUUUACAGUAUUAUCAUACUAAUAGUGUUACUGGAG